Messenger RNA from Notolabrus celidotus (New Zealand spotty), 2129 nucleotides. RefSeq names its product heterogeneous nuclear ribonucleoprotein C (gene hnrnpcb). Gene Ontology annotation, cellular component: nucleus. Gene Ontology annotation, molecular function: RNA binding. Lineage: Eukaryota; Metazoa; Chordata; Actinopteri; Labriformes; Labridae. The record is from RefSeq and is a predicted model, not a curated record. Bases 365 to 1279 code for a protein of 304 amino acids. The transcript is spliced from 9 exons.
UUCCCUGUUGAACCCCGACACAGGCCUCAUAGAUUUAGAAACAUUUGCUAAGUGGCCUGUGAUAGUGCCCCGCCCCCUUGUGCUGUGGACACCCUGUCAGCUUGCCAAAGCAAUAGGAACAUCCCGGCCAAAUCAUGUAGAGGAGAGCAGCGCAUUAGGCUUUGGCCAGACAGGCUGCUGCAAACCAUGUAAUCCCCUGCUGGUAGCUACCACGGGCAGCGAGGGAGCGGCUGCUGCUGCUGCUGCUGCUGCUGCUGCUGGUGGUGCUGGUGUCACAGUGAAGCCCAGCUGGCAUCAGUGUAAUGUUCUGGCAGCAGAGUCAGACUCAGGCAGGCAGACCUCCACCGAGCCGAGCACAGACACAAUGGAUUGGUCGCCGACUUCCUCCAGCCUGAUGGCGAGCAGCAACGUCACCAACAAGACGGACCCUCGCUCCCUCAACUCCCGUGUCUUCAUCGGCAACCUGAACACCCUGCUGGUCACCAAGGCCGACGUCGAGGCCAUCUUCUCCAAGUACGGCAAGGUGGUCGGUUGCUCCGUCCACAAGGGCUAUGCCUUCGUCCAGUACUCCAACGAGAGGAACGCCCGGGCUGCUGUGGGCGGAGAGGAUGGACGUAUGAUCGUGGGACAGGUGUUGGACAUUAACCUGGCAGGCGAGCCGAAACCUCACAGAUCGAAGACGGCAAAGCGUUCUGCAGGAGACAUGUACAGCUCAUCUGUUGAUUUGGACUAUGACUUUCAAAGAGAUUACUACGAUAGGAUGUACUCCUACCAGUCCCGUGUUCCUCCUCCUCCCCCUCUAUCCCGGGCCGUCAUUCCCUCCAAGCGUCCACGGGUCAGUCUGAGUGGAGGAGGGAGCCGACGGACCAAAACCAGCUUCUCCUCCUCCAAGAGCAGCCAGAGGACCUCCCGUACGAUGAAGUCUGAUGAUCUGCAGACCAUCAAGAGGGAGCUGACGCAGAUCAAACACAAAGUGGACUACCUGCUGGAGAGCCUGGAGCGCAUGGAGAAGGACCACAGCAAGAAGUCAGCGCUAAGGAGCAUCAAGCAAGAACCAGGUGAGGUGUCCUCCCUCAACUCGUCCACCUCCAGCAAGAAAGACGACAGCUUGAAACAGGGCAGAGAGAGCCAGGACUCCGAGGAGGAGGGAGAUCUGCUGGAGGACGAAGAGGAGAUGAAAAGCAGAGGGCGAGACGAGGAGGACGACGAUGAGGAAGAGGAAGGGGAGCAGGAGGAAGGAGAGGAUGACGGUGACAGUCUCAAUGGAGACGAUUCCUAAACACCACACAGGCAGACCGACACACACAAACACACACUUACACACAAACAAGUGUGUAUGAUUGUUACGCCACACCAGACUCGUAUGCAGUGAUCACGUGCUCACAUCUGCUGGACUGACUGGACAUUUACAUACAGUGAAGUAUAGACGCUCUCUAACACACAGACAUGAAGUCAUAUGAAGGUUUUUUUCUGGAUGUUUCCAUUUUUUUAAGUUGGUAAUUCAAGGAUUCCUUUUUUUAUCUGACUAUCUUUCUUGAUUCUUUCUGCCUUGGAUACAUUAAACAUGAAUGUGUUACAUCAAGACAAAUUACAAACUGAAGUGAAAGAUAAACAAAGCUCAACCCUUUUUAUUUGGAUGAUAUUUUGAGCUUGAUGCAGAAUAAAUAAUAAACUAAUUAGCUAUGUAUGCUAACCGGAUACAAAACCUGGCCCUUUACUGCAGCACUUGCUUGAAAAUGUAUUAUAUAAAAUAUGUUCCCUGAUUGAUCUGCUGCACAUCUUCCUCCAAACCAGCAGGUGGCAGUGUAUCCUCACAACAAGCCAAACAAAAGCCCACAAGGCCUGUCCUCUGUUGAUCACAAAAGCACCUUCUGCUUGUCAGAUAAGAACUCGAGCAUGUGAAAAACCCCUCGUCCGACUGCGCAAACACUACAACAAAAACCCCUCAUUGCUGCAGAAUUUUUCAUUUAUUUUUUUCUUGUUGCUGAGGUGUUGCAACCUCUACUGACCUUGACUUGUGUAAUGCAGUGUUACUCCAUGUUUGUCUGAUUCUGUUGAUGUGAUGUUUGUCACUGGACCACACUGGUUAAAGUGAAUAAACAUGUUUUCCAAGUUGGAAUCUGUUCCAA